AUGAGUUCCGUCGGUCCAACCAGUGCUCCCAGUAAGGUUAUGAAGGAAGGGAGAAAGCUCGCGUGCCGGCUCUGCCAAAAGAGGAAGAAGAAAUGCAAUCGAAAGAGCCCAUGUUCUAUGUGCAUCAAGCUCAAGGUUGUCUGCCAGCCAAGCACACCAGCACCUACUCGCAAACGGAGGCAGUCAACAAAGGACCUGUUUGCGCGGUUAGCAUGGUGCGAAGAGCAGCUGCGGCGUACUAUUGACGCCCGCAAUCAGUGCGAUGAAUGCCUUCCAUCAACAGAGACAUCCGCAGACGAAGUAGCAGAAAAGCUUUCAGAAAUCAGAUCAGCUUCAAAAGCACCCUCUGCCGCAGCCACGGCCAAGCCAUACUCUAGAUCACGUCCGGUUCAGCAGAGCUGA
Molecule: messenger RNA, 402 nt
Organism: Trichoderma gamsii
Lineage: Eukaryota; Fungi; Ascomycota; Sordariomycetes; Hypocreales; Hypocreaceae
Exons: 2
Coding region: 1-402 (133 amino acids)
Biological process (GO): regulation of DNA-templated transcription
Molecular function (GO): zinc ion binding; DNA-binding transcription factor activity, RNA polymerase II-specific
Source: RefSeq, a predicted model, not a curated record